Messenger RNA from Arvicanthis niloticus (Nile rat), 846 nucleotides. It is a transcript of the gene Armh2, whose product is annotated as armadillo like helical domain containing 2. NCBI's taxonomy places the organism in Eukaryota, Metazoa, Chordata, Mammalia, Rodentia, Muridae. The record is from RefSeq and is a predicted model, not a curated record.
CCUGCUCUACUGACUGAACUCCAGCCCCGCCUGUGCACGGCAGCACCCAUGGUCUCUGAAAACUCGAGUAUUUGUCGACAAAUUUGUAGUGUUUGCAGUCGCACAUGUCGGCUCUUCGGAAUGCUGUGUGCCUGGCUCGAAACGUUCUGGACUGUUAAUGUGAAGAGGCGUUUUUUUGCUACGUCACCAGAGGAAGAGAAGCCAAUCUCUACAGCUGACUGCAUUUUCCACAAAGAAAAAAUUGUGGAACUCGGCAACAUCCUGAAGAAUACUACACAAUCGCUUGACAAGAGAGCUCAAGCUGCCCAGAAAAUCGGACUACUGUCUUUCACAGGAGGCAAGAGUGCUGCACAGUUCGCCAGCGAGUACAUGAAAGAUGUUGUUUUCUUGCUGGAGAAGGAAAAGUUGAUGUCAUUCAAGACAAAGACCAUGCUGAUAGAGGGUGUGGCAUGUUGGUGCUACUUAAACCAUGACAGCCAGAGAACAGCCAGACAACUGGGUUUUAUUCCUAUUUUUAUUAAUUUCUUGGAGACUCCUUUAGAAUCUAUCAAGCAUCGUGAAAUAAAGAGCCACCGCCUCUUCCUGUUCUGGAUCUGCUAUACCCUCUCAGUCAUGGCCUCUAACAACCUACCUAUUAUAAAGGAACUGAGAUCUUAUAGAUGUCUAAAAUACCACCUACAGAUCUUGGCUAUGGAGAACUGGUCUGGGUGGUCUGAAAAUUUUGCUGAGGUCUUAUAUUUCCUAAUAGGUUUUCAAAAAAGAUAAUUUUUUUUUUUUUUGUCCAAUUACAUGUUUCAACUAUCCUGGUACCUUGCAUUACCCCAGAAACCUGAAAUAAAGAAUAAA